AUGGCUGCAACUAAGACUCGCAAUCUUAUGACUGAGGAGGAAUUGAUUGAAUUAGAAAAGCAAGAGUUCGAGACUGGUCCCCUAUCAGUCUUACUUAAUGCUGUUAAGAAUAACACUCAGGCACGUUUUCUUUGUAAUUUUUCACAUAAUCGUUCGUUUUACUUGCCUUCAAUAUUUGUUUUGAUAAACUGUCGUAAUAAUAAGAAGCUCUUAGCCCGAGUAAAGGCAUUUGACAGACAUUGCAAUAUGGUCCUCGAAAACGUGAAGGAAAUGUGGACUGAGGUUCCUCGUCCAGGCAAGGGCAAGAAAAAGUCCAAACCUGUCAAUAAAGACCGUUUCAUCAGCAAGAUGUUUCUGCGCGGUGACUCCGUAAUCCUUGUCCUUCGAAACCCUCUUGCUUCUGCGUCGGCCGCCUCUGCCCGCGGUUGA
Messenger RNA from Rodentolepis nana, 429 nucleotides. Lineage: Eukaryota; Metazoa; Platyhelminthes; Cestoda; Cyclophyllidea; Hymenolepididae. The record is from the annotation of a GenBank genome assembly.